Cryptotermes secundus is the source of this 1182-nucleotide messenger RNA. RefSeq names its product probable cytochrome P450 6a20. The transcript has 3 exons. The record is from RefSeq and is a predicted model, not a curated record. Lineage: Eukaryota; Metazoa; Arthropoda; Insecta; Blattodea; Kalotermitidae. The coding region runs from base 1 to 1182 and encodes 393 amino acids. Gene Ontology annotation, molecular function: iron ion binding; oxidoreductase activity, acting on paired donors, with incorporation or reduction of molecular oxygen; monooxygenase activity.
AUGGGGCUCCUACCUGAAACCACUCUUCUGACAGUGGGUGCUGCGGUAGCCUGUCUCCUCACAAUGGUGUAUAUCUACUUCAAGAAGUCCUUCAGUUAUUGGAAGGAAAGAAAAGUGCCUUAUAUCGAACCAACAUUUCCCUUUGGAAAUUUCAGAAACCUGAUAUUUGUGAGAAAAUCUAUAGGACAUAUGUUCGUAGAUCUUUACAAGAAGCUAGAUGGUGAGAAAUAUGGAGGGACAUACAUGUUCACGAAACCUGGAUUCAUUUUCCGUGACCCAGAGAUUAUUAAGAAUGUCCUGGUUAAAGACUUCAGUAGUUUCCAUGAUCGCGGUUUCUUCAUAGAUGAACAGCUUGAACCACUUACUGGUCACUUGUUCCUUCUUCCUGGAAACAAAUGGAGGAAUCUUCGCGUUAAAUUGUCACCAACUUUCACUUCCGGCAAAAUGAAGAUGAUGUUUCAAACUUUGGUCGAUUGUGGGCAAGAACUCGGAACCAUCCUUCAAGAAACCGCUAGUAGAGAAGAGAUUAUUGAAAUUAAAGAUAUCUUGGCUAGGUACAGCACAGACAUAAUAUCGUCAUGUGCAUUUGGAAUCCAAUGUCAUUGUCUUGAGAAUCCAGACGCUGAAUUUCGUCGAUGGGGAAGGAAAUUAUUCGAAUCAUCAAUAAUAUUGUCAUUAACUGGAUCACUGAGCGCACUAUUUCCCUCUAUGGUGAGCCUCUUGAAGCUCAGAAGUAUAGAUGCCAAAGUUUCAGAAUAUUUCCACAGUAUGGUCCAAGACACAGUGAACUACAGGGAGAAGAACAACAUUAAACGCAACGACUUUAUGCAACUGCUUAUCCAGAUCAAGAAUCGUGGCAAAGUGGAGGAAGAACACGGUUACCUGGAGCAGAAUGGCCAUGGAGACUUGGAGAACAAGUCUGAUGAGAAUGGUUUGUCGAUGAACUCACUGGCGGCCCAGGCCUUCGUUUUCUUUGUUGCGGGUUUCGAGACUUCGUCAACCACCAUGACGUUCUGUCUGUACGAGCUGUCAUUGCACCAGGAUAUACAGGAACAUCUCCGGGAAGAGAUCGACAUAGUGCUGAAGAAACAUGACGGCAAGAUUACGUAUGAGGCCAUCCAGGAGAUGGAGUAUCUGGAUAAAGUUGUCUCAGUAAUGGCUGAAGUUGACCUGAAAAAUUAA